Chrysochloris asiatica (Cape golden mole) is the source of this 1663-nucleotide messenger RNA. It is a transcript of the gene MANEA, whose product is annotated as mannosidase, endo-alpha. Bases 31 to 1419 code for a protein of 462 amino acids. The record is from RefSeq and is a predicted model, not a curated record. Gene Ontology annotation, molecular function: alpha-mannosidase activity. Lineage: Eukaryota; Metazoa; Chordata; Mammalia; Afrosoricida; Chrysochloridae. The transcript is spliced from 4 exons. Gene Ontology annotation, cellular component: Golgi apparatus.
CAUCUAUUUUGGAGUUUAAAGUAUGUCAUCAUGGCAAAGUUUCGGAGAAGGACUUGCAUCAUUUUGUCUCUUUUCAUUCUAUUUAUUUUCUCACUGAUGAUUGGUUUAAAAACUUUGAGACCAAAUACAGCUACAUUUGGAGAUCCAUUUGGACUUGACAUUCUUCCAGACUUUCGACAACAAACUAUUCACUUGGAGAAAAAAUCUGAUUCCAAAAAGAGUGACAAUAUCAACCAUGAAACAAAUUCCAAGAAUUUAAAAAGUGUAGAGAUUACUAUGAAACCUUCCAAAUCCUCUGAACUUAACCUAGAAGAACUGCCACCUCUAAAUUAUUAUUUACAUGUAUUUUAUUACAGUUGGUAUGGAAAUCCACAAUUUGAUGGUAAAUAUAUACAUUGGAACCAUCCAUUGUUGGAGCAUUGGGACCCACGGAUAGCCAAAAACUAUCCACAAGGGAGACAUAAUCCACCAGAUGAUAUUGGUUCCAGCUUUUACCCUGAAUUGGGAAGUUAUAGCUCUCGAGAUCCUUCUGUCAUAGAAACCCACAUGAGACAAAUGUGCUCAGCUUCCAUUGGUGUACUAGCCGUGUCUUGGUACCCACCUGAUUCAAAUGAUGAGAAUGGAGAACCCACUGAUGACUUGGUACCGACUAUUUUGGAUAAAGCUCAUAAAUAUAAUCUGAAGGUUACAUUUCACAUAGAGCCAUAUGUCAAUCGAGAUGAUCAAAAUAUGUAUAAAAAUGUCAAGUAUAUCAUAGACAGAUAUGGAAAUCAUCCAGCUUUCUACAGGUACAAGACUAGGACCGGCAAAGCGCUUCCUAUGUUUUAUGUCUAUGAUUCCUAUAUCAUAAAGCCUGAAAAAUGGGCCAAUCUGUUAACCACCUCAGGCUCUCAGAGUAUUCGCAAUUCUCCUUAUGAUGGAUUGUUUAUUGCACUUUUAGUAGAAGAGAAACAUAAAUUUGAAAUUCUUCACAGUGGUUUUGAUGGGAUUUACACAUAUUUUGCCACAAAUGGCUUUACUUAUGGCUCAUCACAUCAGAACUGGGCUAGCCUGAAAGCCUUUUGUGAUAACUACAACUUGAUAUUUAUCCCAAGUGUGGGUCCAGGAUACAUCGACACCAGCAUUCGUCCAUGGAACUCUCAUAAUACUCGGAAUAGAGUCAAUGGGAAGUAUUAUGAAACUGCUCUGAGUGUUGCCCUGAAGACCCGCCCCAGUUUAAUUUCUGUUACUUCUUUCAAUGAGUGGCAUGAAGGAACUCAGAUUGAAAAAGCUGUACCCAAAAGAACUAGUAAUACUGUAUACCUGGAUUACCGGCCUUACAAGCCAGGUCUUUAUCUAGAGUUAACUCGCAAGUGGUCUGAAAAGUACAGUAAGGAAAGAACAACUUAUGCAUUAGAAUAUCAGUCUCCUGUUUCUUAAUUUGUUUAUUAAAGUGUAAUAAUUAUUAAAACCUAAUUUCAAUAAAUGCCUUUGUUUUCAGCUUUGGGAAGAAAACUGUUAGAAUCAGCAUGUGCUGCUUAUAUUCUUUAAUAAAAAUAAUUUGUACUUUUUUAAAGAAGUGGUAGUAUUGUCAUUGCCACCUUUCAUAAUGCUGUACUGAGAAGAUAUGAGACACUUAUGCAAACAACAUUCUCUGUGGCAUGAUUUGCUACAUUUCUGACUG